CUCCGACUUAUCGAGCUUUAUUUUGUUAGGAAUAUGCAACACAAAGGCAAAAGUGACAAUUUAGGAUGCAUCCAAAAUGCAAGAAUUGUUCUCCCAAAGUCCAUCACACUUAAGUAGUUAGCACUAGUUAGUAACUAGAAAUAGGAAUGGAAUGUCAAAUAUAAGGGCAAAAAAAGGAAAUAAAAAUAAAUAAAAAAAUUAAAAAAAGAUAAAAUUUAUUAUUACACAAGUGAGACCGUGGGAAGGAGACCAACAAAGGAAGAGAGAGAAAGUGAAAGAGGAGAGAGAAACAGCGAUCGAGGGUUGCAAAACAAAAUCUAAUUCCCUCUUUCUCCCAAAAUCAGCUCCAAAAAAAUAAAAAAUAAAAAAUAAAAAAAAAACCCAAAAAAUAAAGAAAAACAAAAAAAAAAAACCCAGAAAAAUUCAGAGAGAGAAGAAGCAAAUGCACUUACGAGAAGAGAGAGAAAGUAAUCUAGCUGGGUAUUUCGCAAAAAUUUGCUGACAAUUCGAAGAAAGUUGAAAUUCAUCGAAUUUGGGUGUUGUUCAGUCACCUAAGAAGCUGCUUGGUUGCCGAUAAUAAGGUCAGAAAUUGAUCAAAAAAAGGGUAAAUUAAUCAGCUUCUGGUAAUAUAGUUGAAUUCCCAUUUCCCCUUUUUCUUCAAUUAAUUGUGUUCUGAAAGUUGGGAAUUUGUUUUCUGGGAAAAAGGGGGAAAAUUAAAAUCAGGGAGGUUAAUUUUAAUUGAUCUUAUAUGUUGAAGUUAAACUCUGCGAUCUCAGUGGUUAAAAGGGGAAUUGAGGGGUACCCAGUUGGUGAAUUUUGAAUUGGAAAUGUGGGAUUUUGAGCAACGGUAUAGUUACGCGCUUUACAGUUUUUACCGUUUGAAGUCGAGGCGUCGUAAGCUUUGUUGCUUAUUUUGGUGAUUUGAACUUAGGGUUUUGUGAUUUCUAGCAGAUUUGAAUUGUAUAAGUGUUGAUUUUAGGGUUUGGUUGUUAGUUGUUUGAGUAAGUUAGAUCUCUACUUGGGUGGUUGUCAUUUUUGAAAUUUAGGGUUUUGAAUUUGGUUAGUAAUUGUGGUUAUGUGUUGGCAGUUUUGGGUAAUUUGAGUGAGUUUUAUUAAUUUGUUUAAUUGGGUGUUUGUGGUUAUGUGUUGGAAUGUUGCUGAGAUUUGAAUUGGGAGGGAUUUGGUGUUAGUUGUUGUUGUUGGAUUUUUGUUGUAUGAGUUUGUAGGCGUGACUGUGAAGAAAUAAUAAUAUGCAACCGGAAAAGAGUUCGCGUAUGGAUAUUGGUGAGCUCAAAGCUCAUUUGUUCAAGAAGGUUGGCCCGGACAGAUUUAAGAGAUACUUCUAUAGUUUGAACAGGUUUAUUAAUCAGAAGUUAAGUAAGAGUGACUUUGAUAAGUCGUGUCAUCGGUUACUUGGGAGGGAAAAUCUCUCUUUGCAUAAUCAGAUAAUAAGGGCUAUUUUGAAGAAUGCUUGUAGUGCCAAGACCCCUCCUCCAUCAGUUCAUGAAGCGGGUCCUGCAAAACCUGCCAUAGCAACUGGAAAGAGCUUGCCUAUAUCAGAGGAUGGGCAUGGUCCGCCGGCAUCUGUGUCCCAGAAUCAAAGCUCAGUAGCCCCUGUUUGGUCGAAUGGGGUUGUUUUGCCUAUGUCUCCUCGAAAAGUGAGGUCUGGAGUCCGUGAAAGGAAAUUUAGAGAUAGGCCAAGUCCUCUUGGGCCAAAUGGGAAGGCAGAUUCCGCUUCGCACCUGACAACUGCAACAGAUGAUAGUGGUGUGAAAGCUGUAGAAAAUGGGGAUUUGAUGGAGAUGACUCCUUGCGAUUAUCAACGGCCUUUGCAGCCACCACGGGGGCUUGCUGAGCAACCAGAGAAUGAAGAGAGAUUGAUGAUGAAGAAAUCUGUAGAUAUUCCAGGUGUCAUUCGAAGUAAAGACCACAAUAAUGUACCUGCUGUUGAAGAUGGGGAAGAGGUGGAACAAGGCAGCCGGCUUAAGCUCUCCAAAAGUCCUCUACUUGCUCCUCUUGGAAUUCCAUUUUUCUCACCUAGUGGUGGAGCCCGCAAAUCAUUACCUGUGACGCACAUUGGCGAUUAUGUUAACUGCUUUGAUAUUGGCGGACUCUCUGACAGUGAGAUGCUAAGGAGGCGAAUGGAGCAGAUUGCAGCUACACAGGGUCUAGGUGGGGUUACGACAGAUUGUGCUAAUACCUUAAAUAACAUGUUGGAUGUAUAUUUGAAGCGAUUAAUCAGAUCUUGUUUAGAGUUAGUUGGUAGUAGAUCUACAAGUGACACGUCAAUGUAUGCUGUUCAGAAGCAGCAAACUCACAGCAAGCUUAUGAACGGUCUCUGGCCUAGUAAUCAUUUACAUAUGCAAAGUGGUGGUCCUCCUCUAGAAGAACAGAGGGCUCAUCAUUCUGUUUCUCUGCUUGAUUUCAAGGUCGCAAUGGAGCUAAACCCUCAACAACUUGGAGAAGAUUGGCCUUUGCUGUUGGAGAAGAUAUCUAUGCAGGCAUUUGAAGAAUAAGAUCUAUGAAGAACAUAUGGAAUUGCCUUUUAUUCCUGGUGGGUUGGUCAUUCUGGCUUGAAGAACAUGUCUUUUAUGACUUGUUAUUAUUAAUGGUGUCAAUGUCCAUUUAAUUACGCCUCUGUCCCAAGCCAGGUCAUUCCUACCCAUUAGAUGCAGCUCGACCUUCGCAAGAUCAAAUGAAGGUUUUGAGCACGAUGUAUGUACAGCUCUUUUCACAGAGUUUGUACAUGAUCGGGGAUUAUUUAACUGGCCACCAGUGAACGGGUUCUCGAGGGAUGCCCAGUGGUGGUUGCUCUGUUGUAUGUUUAGCAUUCUUGUCGGCUGUCUUCUGCCUGAGUCAUGUAAUUUACUGCCAAGAGGAGGAAACAUGGAAAUUUUUUGCAGGGAUACUGUUGUUUAGCUUGGUAAAGGUAAUAUUCACAUAAUGUAAGAGCUGCAAUGUUGCUCUUCAUGUGUUUUUAGAUUAAAGUGGAAUUCCAACAUCAAUAACAUAUUAACUUCUUAACAGCUUGUCAUUGUAGUUUGACUCUGGAUGUUUCCACUGUGAGGACCUGCAAAUCUUUGCUUCUGAACAUAAAUUAUGUUAUUGUCAAUAAAAGAGUUCAGCAAUUUCAAAAGAUAUUGUGUAAUGCAAAUUUGUAGCCUGAUGUUCUUGGACAUUCUUUCUGGCGUUCUUAGCUGUAUGUCUUGCAAAUGUUUGUUGGGACUGAUUUCUAUCUCCUCUAUAUUUUAAGUUUUACUCAUCUGUUGAGCUUUAUUUCAGCACAAGAAAGUAAUACGAGGACUAAGGAUUUGCAUUGUACUGUCUCAGUACUUAGGUCCAUGACUGACUUUCCUUACCUUUUUUUUUUUCUUAAAUAACUCCAUUAUUUUUGUACAAUUUACUGUCUAAAUCCCAAUAAUGUUGUUCGUGGGUAAGUGACUAAAUGGUAUGCGAAGAGGCUCCAGAUACUUUUUUUGUUGGGGAGGCCUAUGCUGCUGGAAUUACUGGAAGGGUUAGAUUUUGUAGAAAAAUGCAGUGUCAGCUAAGUGGUAAGCACUUUGAGUUGCUAUCAGUAUGUCUUUUACUUUUAUCUUUUAUUUAUUUUUUAUUUUUUUUAUUUUUUAUUUAUUAUUUUUAUUUUUUUAAUCUAUACAUGAAACUAUUUGUGAAGGGGUUGGGGGUGGGAUUAAAGGUAGCAGUCAUUGCGAAAUUGUGCAAGCAUUUCUUGCACUGUUGCAGAGAAGCAUAGCUGCUUAUGUGAACCAGUAUCCAUAAUUAUUUCCCAUCGGCUCCAGUCUGCUUAAGUUCUUUUCAGCUACAUUGGAAAUUUGAUAUUGUUAUUUCAUUAGGCAUCCCUCUGAAAAAAGAUGACCACAAAAGUUUACUGUACUUUGUUUUCGAUAGUGUUCCAAUUAUUUGAUAAUAAUGAUAGACA
Messenger RNA from Chenopodium quinoa (quinoa), 3937 nucleotides. RefSeq lists its product as uncharacterized. Gene Ontology annotation, molecular function: transcription coactivator activity. Gene Ontology annotation, biological process: regulation of transcription by RNA polymerase II. Bases 1251 to 2516 code for a protein of 421 amino acids. Gene Ontology annotation, cellular component: SAGA complex. The transcript has a single exon. NCBI's taxonomy places the organism in Eukaryota, Viridiplantae, Streptophyta, Magnoliopsida, Caryophyllales, Amaranthaceae. The record is from RefSeq and is a predicted model, not a curated record.